This is a messenger RNA of Talaromyces rugulosus, 1617 nucleotides long. RefSeq lists its product as uncharacterized. Gene Ontology annotation, biological process: L-threonine biosynthetic process. The record is from RefSeq and is a predicted model, not a curated record. The transcript has 10 exons. NCBI's taxonomy places the organism in Eukaryota, Fungi, Ascomycota, Eurotiomycetes, Eurotiales, Trichocomaceae. The coding region runs from base 1 to 1617 and encodes 538 amino acids. Gene Ontology annotation, molecular function: threonine synthase activity.
AUGGCGAACGAAUCCGCAGGUGCGGCUCCGACGGAGUCGCAGAGAUACCUUUCUACAAGGGGCGGGGACUACGACCUCUCGUUCGAAACCGUUGUUCUGAAGGGACUCGCUGCCGACGGUGGUCUUUUCUUGCCUCAUGAAAUCCCAAUUGCAGCCGACUGGCAAAGUUGGAAAGACCUUUCCUACAAGGAACUUGCUUUCGAGAUAUUCAGCCUUUAUAUAUCGAGCUCCGAGAUCCCCUCCGAAGACCUAAAAGAGAUCAUUGAUCGAAGUUACUCGACCUUCCGUGAAGAAGAGGUUACACCGUUGGUACACCUACAGGACGACAACCUAUAUCUCCUCGAGCUAUUCCAUGGCCCAAGCUACUCCUUCAAGGACUGCGCUUUGCAGUUUCUAGGAAAUCUUUUCGAAUAUUUCCUCGUGAGGAAGAACCACGGAAAAGAAGGAAAAGACAGGCACCAUCUAACGGUCGUCGGCGCCACGAGCGGCGAUACUGGCUCCGCCGCUAUCUAUGGUCUUAGAGGCAAGAAGGAUGUCUCGGUGGUCAUUUUACACCCCAAGGGCCGCAUCAGCCCUAUCCAAGAGGCGCAGAUGACAACCUGUACAGACAGCAACGUUCACAACCUUGCUGUGACGGGAACCUUUGAUGAUUGUCAAGACAUUGUCAAGACCUUGUUUGGCGAUGCUGAUACAAACCAGACACUGAAGCUCGGUGCCGUCAAUUCAAUAAAUGCGAGUCGCGUCUUGGCACAAAUCGUCUUUUACUGGUAUUCGUACUUCUCGCUUGUUCGAAAAUCAUCGUCGUUCAAAUUGGGAGACAAAGUCAGAUUCGUCACUCCCACUGGAAAUUUCGGGAACAUCCUCGCGGGUUAUUAUGCAACCAAGAUGGGCCUGCCAGCAGACAAAUUAGUCGUCGCCACAAAUGAGAAUGAUAUUCUACAUCGGUUCUGGACAACUGGCCGAUAUGAGAAGAACGGCGUUCAAGAUGCAAAGUCUAAUGGCAAUGUGACAGCCGACGCUUGCAAGGAGACGUAUAGCCCGGCAAUGGAUAUACUUGUCUCUAGUAACUUUGAGAGGCUGAUGUGGUUCUUAGCAAAAGAAUAUGCGGCCACGCUUGGCAUGAAUGACCAAUUUAACAAAAAGCAAGCCGGUCAAGAAGUCUUGGCUUGGUACAAGUCGCUGAAAACAACCGGCGGCUUUGGACCCGUGCACAAGGAUAUCUUGGAGAACGGUCGACUGACGUUUGAGAGUGACCGAGUGAGCGAUGUCGAAACUCUAGAGACCAUCAAGUCUUGUUAUCAGAAAAAUAAAUACGUCCUUGACCCUCAUUCUGCAGUUGGUGUUACUGCUGCACAACGGUCGCUUGCUCGCACUGGCCCUCAGACACAUCAUAUCUCGCUUUCAACGGCCCACCCGGCGAAAUUCUCAGACGUCGUCCAGUCAGCCUUGAAGAACGAGGCCGGCUUCAACUUCGAAGAGCAAGUUCUUCCUGAUGAGUUCAAGGCCCUCUCGCAAAAGGAGACUCGUGUGGCUACAGUGGAAAAUUCGUGGGAGAAAGUCAGGGAGAUAGUCAAAAGCUACGUGGAAGAGGACUUGAAAGCUGAAAGCAGCGCUUGA